Racocetra persica is the source of this 965-nucleotide messenger RNA. The record is from the annotation of a GenBank genome assembly. NCBI's taxonomy places the organism in Eukaryota, Fungi, Glomeromycota, Glomeromycetes, Diversisporales, Gigasporaceae.
UACCUAAAGAUAAUUUAAUGGAUUGUAAACGGGCUACUAUUAUUGUGUUAUCUUGUGAGAUCAAACGUUUGAGUACAACCCAAUUUAGUAACGAAAAAGAAGUUACCAAAUUACUUUGGGCUUUUAUUAAAUAUGAAGCUGCCAAAUCAGUACGUUAUUUUCAUACCCACUAUACUAAUUUAAAACAAAAGAUUCUAGAUAAAAUAACUUUGGCUGGAUUUUUUAGAAAAUUGAAAUUGGAAAAAUGUUUAAUCUUAGAUAAAGGAAAUGAAAUGGAUAGAUAUAUUAAUGAUAAUAUUCAUGGUGAAACUUUUAAAGCAUAUAUUGCUGCAAUAUAUUUAGACUGUAGUUGCGAUUUUGAUAAAGUUAUGGAAUAUUUGAAACCAUUCUUAAUACCAUUCAUCAAUCAAUGGGCCGAAGUUUUAAAAGAUACUGAAGACCAUAACGAGACACCUCCAGAACUAGAACAUAUAAUGAAACUCGAUUUACAGAUAUUAAAAAAAGGACUUGGCGAACCCAUAUAUAAUUGGAAAAACAGUAACAGUGAUAAUACAAUGUUUAUUUAUGAAGUUCUAGUUAAUGGAAAGAUUUAUGGAACUGGUGAGGGCAAAAAGAAAAAUGAAGCUAAGAAGCAUGCAGCAAUUCAAGCUUACGACAAUAUCAACUUAGACAACUCCAUUAUGAAAUUAAUCAACAUUAACGCUAAGUCAGGCGAUGUUAAGUCUGAUAAUGUUAAAUCUGAUAAUGUUAAGUCUGACAAUGCUAAGUCUGACAAUGUCAAGUUAGAUAAUGUCAAGUUAGAUAAUAUCAAGUUAGAUAGUGUUAAGUCUGACAGUGUCAAGUCUGAUAGUGUCAAGUCGGAUAGUGUCAAGUCGGAUAGUGUCAAGUCUGAUAGCGUUAAAUCUGACAGUGUUAAAUCUGACAGUGUUAAACAAGACAGUGAUAAGUCUGACAGUACUAAAUAG